Sabethes cyaneus is the source of this 2416-nucleotide messenger RNA. RefSeq lists its product as uncharacterized. The record is from RefSeq and is a predicted model, not a curated record. NCBI's taxonomy places the organism in Eukaryota, Metazoa, Arthropoda, Insecta, Diptera, Culicidae. The transcript has 3 exons. The coding region runs from base 68 to 2332 and encodes 754 amino acids.
UUUUCCUCAAUUUAUAAUGGAAAACCUUUGGGAUAGUUUCUCAAAUUAGCUAACUCCAUUGGAAAGAAUGUCCACUCAUCCUUUAGAUUUAUUCAAGGACUUCACCACUGCUAGUGACUUGAACAGUAAUGCAGCAACCGAUGUAGGAAAUUCUGUCGAAGAACCGAUGGCUUUUUCGGAAGGUUUACCGCCCGCUAUCGAGCCAACGGGCUUGGACGACGACAGCUCAAAAGCAUCGAAGCGAAAACGGAAACGGCGCGUACUGGUAACGAAGAAAGAGCAAAAACGAGUCGAGGCUCAGGUGCAGCGCCGUCAGGCCCGACAGGUGAUCACCGAGGCAUGCACCUGUUACCUGUCGUGUCCGCGUAAGAUCACCCCCGAGCAGAGGCAGCUGCUGAACGAGCGCUACUGGCAGAUGGGUCACAUCGAGCAGAAGAAGUUCGUCCGCCGCUACUCGGUUCAGGGUAAGGUAAAGAGACGGCGGGUACCGGUCGAUCCACUCGGCGGGGUAGACGUUAAGAAGGCGUACACCUAUUCGUUCUAUCUGCCCGACGAAAAGGAGGAACUGCAAACCGUUUGCUGUACUUUUUUCCUGAAUACUCUGGGAUAUCGUAAGGGAUGCGGCAAUCAUAUUUAUCGUGCCCACGCUAGGGAAAACUUUGAUGAUAAUCGGGGUAAAUAUGAACGGGAUCGAUCGCUGCGCGAUGCCAUCUGGGACGAUAUUUUGUCCUAUUCACCAAGGACUUACCACAAGGGGUUGAAAUACAGUGCCACGGCACUUUAUUUACCGACGAAGUUGAACGCAAAACUAAUGCAUGCCGAUUUUAAAGUACGAAGAGAGGCGGUCGGGGAGAAGCCAGGUUGUGCCAGUUUUUACUGUGCAAUUCUCCGCGAGAUGGAUGUUCAUUUUGUGGAAAUGGAUGAUUUUGAAAUUCCAGAACGAAAGCCAGUGGUUCCAGUGUGCCAAAAGAGGUCCAUGGAGAUGGAAAUUUCGGUUAAUCAUACGGAUGCGGAAGCGUUAUAUCCAGUCGUGAAUAAGCAACAAUUCAACGAAUCAACGUUUUCUGAUGCAGAUCAAGCGGCAGCUAUCUUUUCGGAAUCGUUAGUGGAGCAAACCACCGGCGAAUCCAAUUAUGAGAGUUUGCAUCAUCCCCUCACCAGCGAAGGUAGUGUUAAACAGGAACCAUACUAUUCAACGUCAAUUGAAUCAGCAAAUGUGACAAGUUCGUACUAUAAUAAGGACAGUGAUGAUUACUCUGACUCAUACUCCAACAAUGCACCUGAAGCUAGCUAUGCCGAGUCGCCUUACUACGAUGCAACGGUCUGUCAGGAAAUCAAAUGCGAAGAAACGAAAAUUUCGGUUUGCCAGGAUCCCGUACUGGUAGAAGAGGAACCAACCUUUAAGUGUGAAACGAUUCUCUCCGCGGACCAUCAACCACUCAAGGUAAAGACCGAAAGUGCAGCGAAACCGGCCCCUAAACCACGCUCAAUGAAGCAAUGGAGAGCAAUGAAUCCGGAUAUUUCUGUAACGGUCGAAGGAUAUCCUCCAGUCAAACGUACAAAGAAGUACAUCGCAAAACUGAAUAAUAUUGUAAAACGGAAACAGCUGCAUCCCGUAAUGUAUCUGGAUUGCAACUGUCACCUAAGCUGCCGGGAGAAGAUCACCAAGGAACGCCAGGAACGCAUCAACAAUCACUACUGGAGCAUGAGCUUUGCCGACCAGCGGAUGUUCAUGCUCGAGCACACCGAACGGCAUGCCAUCAAGCGGCGGAGGAAAAAACUUUCCCCGGACGAAUCGGCUCGGAAAAGCUGCACCUUUUCCUACCGAAUGACGGACGAAAGUGGCCACUAUCAGCCGGUGUGCUGUCAGUUCUAUCUGAAUACCCUCGGAUAUGGGGUUGGUAGUGGUAAUGUUAUUUAUCGAGCACACCAGCUCGAGCUGGGUAAGGCUAUCUACGAUAAACGGGGUAAAUUUGCCCGCGAUACCACGCUGCGAGAUGCGAUGGAUGACGAUAUCCUGUCGUAUUUCACCGUCGAACAACAGGAACAGGGUGGACCGUUUGAUUUGUCCGCAACCAGUUGGUCACCGAAGAAAAUGUACACACAGUACGUGAAACGGCAGGCCGAAGCCGGUAACGAUAAACCCGGCAGUCUUGGGUUCUACUGGAGGCGCGUGAAAAACUUGAACGUUCAGUUUGCUCCGAAACCCGAACCUAAAGCGGGAGGCAAACGAAAACCACGAACAGCUAGCAGCACACAAAGGCGACUGGAGGUGAACCAUCAGGAUGUUCAAAGCGGUUACAGUAACGUGGGCUUCAGUAUGCCACAGUAGUGAUCGUGAUCGAAAGUUUGCAAUAUAAGUAUUUUAGUAUUUAUUGUGUUGUCACGGGGAAUUGUUCUACAAUUACCAGAAUAA